Hordeum vulgare subsp. vulgare (domesticated barley) is the source of this 707-nucleotide messenger RNA. RefSeq names its product ATP-dependent DNA helicase DDM1-like. Gene Ontology annotation, molecular function: chromatin binding. Lineage: Eukaryota; Viridiplantae; Streptophyta; Magnoliopsida; Poales; Poaceae. The coding region runs from base 1 to 372 and encodes 123 amino acids. The transcript has 4 exons. Gene Ontology annotation, biological process: negative regulation of gene expression via chromosomal CpG island methylation; lymphocyte proliferation; pericentric heterochromatin formation. Gene Ontology annotation, cellular component: nucleus; pericentric heterochromatin. The record is from RefSeq and is a predicted model, not a curated record.
AUGGGAUCGAGUUAUCGGUUGGCAACAUCGAAUUCUGUUGAGGGACGGAUUAUCAAGAGAGCUUUUGGAAAGCUGAAGCUAGAGCAUGUGGUGAUUGGGAAGGGACAGUUUCAACAAGAUGCCGCUAAGCCUAACGCCUUAGAUGAGGCGGAGCUGCUGGCGCUGCUGAGGGAUGAGCAGGGUGAGGAAGACAGGAUGAUCCAGACGGAUAUCAGCGAUGAGGACCUUCUGAAGCUGAUGGACCGGAGUGACCUCACCGGCCCUGCCAUGGCUCCCAAUGCAGCCCAUCUUGUCCCCUUGAAAGGGCCUGGCUGGGAGGUGGUUCUGGCCUCGAAGAGUGGUGGGGGCAUGCUCUCGGCGCUCACCAGCUGAGCCAUCCUAGCAAUGGCGAUUCCUCGGUAUUUUGAUGCUUUGGCUCGUUCGCGCCGCCUAAUGCUUGACAGCAGUGCAUUGCUUCCCCUAGGUUCAGGAGCUGAUGUUCGGCAGGCAGUGUUCUAGGCUUAUGCUCGUGCCUUCUUCCAAUCUUGCUAGGCAACCUAUGUAAGACUUUCAUGGUAUGCUAGAUGAAUCUGGAAAUGGCAUUGUUUUGCUGCUCUGCGAUGCCUAGAUCUUUCAGGUUUUGGUAUAGGACUGCUGAGAUUUAUUAAGUACUAGUAUCAACACAGAAGAGGUUAUGUGUUACGAUGAUGAAAUGCGGUUACUCCUGC